CGUUAUUCCAUCUAACUGGUCACAAUCACUUAUCGUCCCAAUAUAUAAGAAAGGGUCAAAAUCAUCCUGUGACAACCACAGAGGGAUUAGUUUAACUAAUAUAGUAUCUAAAAUAAUAGCCUCGAUAAUUAUCAGACGCCUAACUAAGACUCGUGAACUGCAAACACGAGAGAAUCAAGCUGGUUUCAGACCUGGUCGUGGCUGCAUCGACCACAUAUUCACCAUUCGUCAGGUUCUAGAACAUAGGGAUACUUAUCGGCGUCUGACAAUAGUGGUCUUUCUUGCUUAGAAGCAGCAUUUGACUCUGUAGACCGCGAGAUUCUGUGGCAGUGUCUGCCAUUGAAAGGCGUACCUCAGGAGUACAUAAACCUUGUGAAAGCUCUUUACUCGAACACUACUAGUCGAGUCAGAGCUUAUGGGGAACUGUCAUCUGCUUUUGCAACCUUAAGUGGUGUCCGUCAAGGCUGUCCACUUUCUCCAUUUUUGUUUAACUUAAUCAUAGACCUAUUGAUGGAAAUAACAUUCUCAUCUACUGAAUUCUCGGGUAUUGAUCUCCUUCCAGGAGGUCCACUUAUCGACUUAGAAUACGCAGAUGAUAUAGUCCUGUUUGGUGAAGACGCUGGUGAAAUGCAGAGUCUUUUGGUAGCACUAAGCAACAAUGCCAGAAUGUUUGGAAUGCGCUUCUCUCUCUGUAAAUGUAAGUUGUUGUUUCAGGACUGGUCUGCGUCAACACCUGAACUAAGGAUAGGGAGUGAACUAGUCGAACGCGUUGACAACUUCACUUAUCUUGGGAGUCUGAUCAGCCCUAAUGGGUUGGUGUCUGACGAAAUCUGAGCACGGAUUCAGAAAGCUCGCUUGGAUUUUUCCAACUUACGUCACCUAUGGCGAAGGCGAGAUAUCCGUUUAUCAAUAAAAGGACGAGUAUACUGCGCGGCAGUUCGUUCUGUUUUAAUUUACGGCAGAGAAACAUGGCCAUUAAGAGUAGAAGACACUCGUAAGCCACUAGUAUUUGACCACAAAUGCCUUAGAAAUAUUACUCUCAUCUGCUGGGAUCACCAGGUAAGUAAUAGUGAUGUUAGACGCAGGGUAUUAGGGAACGAUGGUAAGUCAGUUGAUGAGGUUGUGAAUCUCCUUCGACUGAGAUGGUUGGGCCACGUGUUACGUAUGCCCGAACACUGAUUACCACGACGUGCGAUGCUAACCGGUGUUCGGGAUGGUUGGAAGAAAGUUAGGGGCGGCCAAACCAAAAUGUGGCAUCAGUGCUUGAAGUCACUAGCUUCUAGUCUGAGCCAUGUUGGUAGAUGCAGACUACUUGGUUGGGGUCCGCGUGACGAUCGUAACCAAUGGUUGGAGACUCUUGGUGACAUGGCUCAGAAUCGAUCACAAUGGCGUCGGUGUAUACACUCUGUCUUCCCUUAAACGAUGAGAUUAAAAUCGCUUCAUAUCUUCCGUUCUACGAACUAAUUCUUUCUUCCUGUACUAUGUCCUUAUUGAAAUAUUUCUUUUAUAUAUUACCACCAUUGAAGUGACUACUCCUAUGAAUCCGGUGUUCAUCUUGUGUUAAUGAGGUAUGACAACUUGGACCGCUGUAUAUAUGUGCCUGGUCCUACGUUGUAGCUGACUGACUGACUAAUGUUUAUGUGUUUAAAUAAAUAAUAAUAAUAGACGUAAUAGUGAAGAUUUCAUAAGUGUCGCUACUUUGAAAAUCGAACUUUGUUCACGUGUUUUGCAUACAAAGUUCCAACUGCUUUAAUGCUGCGCAUUAUUUAGUGAUUCUGGUUAAAAAAACGGCGAAUCUGUUAUUUCACGACAUAUUGCCACAGAAUAAUGGAUGAUAUAAUACAUGCUUGAUUCCCUGGGGUUUUAUAGUCUCGAGACGGUCGGAAGUCAAUCAGAACAAAUGUCAGUUGAGUUCUUGUCGGGGUUUUUGAUUAUGUUCAUAAACAGCAGUGCCUAAUUUCGUAAGAUAUAAGAUUACUGUUGGGUGCUUUGGGUGACCAGAUGUUUCUUCACUCAUGUGUUUCAUACACCUUAUUUAUUUAUUUAUUUAUUUAUUUAUUUAUUUAUUUAUUUAUUUGAACACAUGAAUGUUGGCACAAAGGGGCACUGAAUGCAUAUGCACCACAAGCCACUUGAUUUGUAUGUGGGCUAUGAUAUUGGGCGGGUGCCCAGACCAAAGCAGGUGGUUUUCUUAGGAAGCCACACCCGGAGCCUUUGACCAGAAGGUCUGAUCCACAAGGCAGUGGAGCAUCGUAAGGAGAUCCAGUCCCAUGGUAGCUGGUGACCAACGAUUGGUUCAUAUGCCAUUUGUUAUUUUAGGAUAUUGGAACCAUGUGCACCAUGGGUUUGGAAUCAGGGUUUUCCAAAUCCACUAGGUGGACUCUCUUUGUCCACCAACCCGGUUAAAGCUCCGGACAUCGGCUUUUCGUCCUCUCAAUUUCGUAAACAACAUCCUCGCAGCAAGAAGGCAAUGAGUAGGAUUUCCUUGUCAGCGGCUGUGUACGCGUGUCCAUGUGAGAGCAUUUCGAGAGGGAGAGCUGACUCUUUCCACUCUCGGUCGUACUAGGGACCGCUUUAUUUUGUGGCUCCUUAUUCCCACUAAUCCAUUAUAUAAAACGUUUUAUGUUGUGUAAAAUAUUCGUUAAAUCCAUAGAGGAUGAAGUUGUUAAAUAAAUAAAAGCUGAUAUAUUUCGACGUAAGAAAAGAAACAAAGAAGACAGAUAGGGAUUUGCUAUAUACCAAAAAUAAAUCGAAGAUAUGUCUGAACACUGUUUUUUUUAUAUAUUUUUUACACUGAUCAGUAAUCAGAUUUCGAAUAGGUAAAUUGAGUAGCACUUGAAGUUAAUUAGUAUGUAACUUGCUGUAUGUGCACAAUUUACAAUACCGUAAGUUGGGCGACCACGAACUUCUGAACCACUGUCCGGUUCUACCAAAUUUAUCUUAAACAGGUCUUAAUUUCUCCAUUACCAAGUAUUGAGCUUUACUUUACGUCUUAAAUUGAAGUUAAAAUUGGAGACUGACUUUGAAAUCUCUUUUUUUCUGAGAUGCUACAAACUGAAGACUAAAGGAACUUCGCAGUCAAUAUCUCAGUUAACUGUUUUUACCAGCUUUAAGAUUUUUAUGUAUUUUAUCCAGUAACUAUUUGAUUUCACCAGUUAUUUGUAUAGUCUAUAACAUCAGAUAGGUGAAGCUACUUUGCUCCUGACCUCAUGAGGAUCACUGUUUACAUCGACGUAAUGGUUCAUAAUCAAGCAAAAUCACUCAAAUUUACUCUUGUUUUGUAAAUCUUCAAUACUUAUUACUUUCUCUACCUACUGUCAAUCUUCUAGUUAUAUUCUAACUUUAUAAGCCUAACAGUUUACUACUUGUUCUUUUGGAUAAAUUCACCUAUUAUGUAAACUGUCUGUUAGCUUCUAGAUAAAUUUUUACAAAAAGUGUUUGGUUUCUUAAGUGAUUGCAUGUUGGAAAUCUCUUCUUAUUAUUUAACUGAUUAUCAAACUUUAACAUCCUUACAAAUUUAUGUUGUAGGGUUGGCAUCCCUGAGUCCUAUUUCUAUAAUGAUGGUGUAUUCUGUAUGGAGGAGGAUAUUAGCUCUCCUGUGAAAUUCGGGCUAACAGUUGCUCCAAUUCAUGAAACAAAUACGUUAUGUAGAGUGUGUACAGAUAUCAUAUGUGUAUUGCUUAACCAGUCUUUUAUUCUGGAUAUUGAUUUGGAUACUUUUUCCACUCAAAACCCACUUUCUAAUAAGUUUACAGAGGAACAAGAAACAACGAUUAGUAGUUUUUCUGUUAUUGUACUGUGACAACCAUCUGUUUAUAAUGAGUAUCAAAAUCAAAUUGGUUGAGAUGCAUUGGUUAUCACGAUAACCAAUUGCACGAGCAAACUGUAUUACCAUCAAAGUCGUCGGAGAUCAACAAAGUGGUGUCACUCCAGGAUUGUAUAUUUGGACUCCGACCAUGCUGCAGUAUUAACAAGUACAACUGUACGCCUUGUUGGCAGCUGGGAAGUAUGGAAUAAUAAUACUUCUAUAAGGUAGGGUCAUGAAUAAAUCUAAUAAUAAAGACAUAUCUAAAUAAGAACAAACUAGGCAUUUAGUUGAAGCAUGAAAUCUCUGAGAUAUCCUGGAAUGAUCAUAACUGGUGUAAAAACGUCUGUUAUCAACAUUGAGUUAAAAGUCAAGAAUUAAGUAUAUUUGCGCAGCUUUUUAACUGACGUCUUUAAAAGUUCAUAAGUAGUUAUAACCAAUCUGAAAUGCAGAAGAACAACAGAUUUUGGCUGAAUAACUUUACAUAUCUUUAAGAAUAGUGAUCUAUAGUCAUGAUCUGAAAUAAUUGAUCUCAAUCACUGACCUUCCUAGGUUACAUAAACAAACAGGCUUCUUAUCAAUAAUCAAUAGUUAGACUCCUGUUCAUCUAUCUAAGACUGACUCAUAUUUUCCCAUUUUGUUACAAAAAGUGGUUAGUUGAUGAAGAAUCGUAAGUGGAGUUUCAGAGCACUAAUUCAUUUUUCGAAAUAAUAACAGUUUUCUUCCAGCCAUAUACUUGGUUAUUUUUAUUUACUUAAUUUAGCUGGAGUUUAAAUUAAUUGUUUGUAAUAUAACGGGCGAAUAGAAGUAUUUCCUGCUUGCCACGAUAUACUAAUAUUAUAAGAUGAUACAGCUGGUGAUCGAAAUUAUAUUACCACUAGACUGGAUCACGUUAUACUGAAUACGCGAUUUACGAUCAUACAUAAAGAAUUAGAGCGUAGGCUAAACAAUACUUUAUUCGACACAAUUACAGGGAGUCUGUGUUUAGUGAAUCCAGAGUAGAAAUUGUUAUUAGAAAGGAAGUCACACAUUAAACAGUAAGUGUUUACCUGUCUACAAUCAGCGAUCACUCACAUCUUACUUUUGCUAGCCACACAUCAGUCUGAUAGUAAGUCCCUUUAAUACUUUGCAAGGGUUUUUAUUGGAUCCCAUAUACUUACAACCAAUUAGUAGUAUUGAUAUUUUAAGCUGUGAUAUAUUAUUCUUUCAAAACUGUCUUUGAUUUUAGUUCGAAAUUAUCGAUCGCUUGUAUGCUCCACCUCCACCACUUACUUUGUGUUUGUCUCCGAAAGAUUUUGGAGAUCCAGCCGUUAUUGUGGCUCAUGGUAUGAGCAGUGCUCAUGUUCUAAAUGCUGCUCGAAAACGUCAACUAACACGUCUUUCACAAUGGAUUUCUUGCUGGGAUCGUGGAACAAUUCCAUCAACUGAAGAUUUUCUUCUAUUUCCGUAUGAAUUAAUGGAGUUUUCUCGAUUAAUCCUCUCUCUGACUGAACAGAAAUUUAGUUCUACUGUCUUAAGAGCAGUUAAAAAAACUCUAGAUUUAGCUUACAAACAAACUACUCAUAACAAAAAUCCGCCAUUGAUUUCACUCGGUUCCGAUGAUGAAACCAUUCAAAAUGCUUUAAGUAAGUUUUUCUUGAAGUACAAUAAAUUUAAGCUUCAAACAUUUAACAUCAUUUUUAUUUCACCCACGAAUUACUCAACUUUUUAAAAUUUUUAUAAAAAGGUUUUUCUUUGUAAGUUAAUAUAAAUAGUGAAAGAACAAACUGAAGCGAAACGAGUAUUAGUUUGCUAGUUGCUUUUUGGUUACUUUGAAAUGUACAUUUUAUUUAUUCAUUUUUUCAAAAUAUAGUAAUUUGGUCAGUUAGAAACAACGUAGAACUUCGUACGUACGUAUAUCAGUUCGAGUUGCUAUAUCACAUUAGCACAGAGAUUCAGUUGUCGAUUCGAAUCCCGUAUUCGUAGAGGUAGUAAGAGUAUAAGCAGUAAUCGGAAAGACUAGGGUUUGAAGAUGUCAUUCAAGAAGUAUAAUCCAGUGAAAUAAAUUUGGAAAGAGAAAGAAAAAGAAAGGGAUAUGAAGAAUUCAGAAGAUUAGAAUUUGGGAGAACACAGAGUGGAUGCACUUGCGCCAUUGCAAACGAUUUUUCGCCAUGUCAUUCAAGGUCUCUAACCGUCGGUUGGUAUACUCUAUCCUAUGUGUUCGUGAAUAUGAUAGACCAGUUAACAUGUGUCACAAGAUUUUUCAUUUAACCUUCAGUUGCCGUCUACUUUUUAACUGAUAUUAUCUUUUAAUAUUAUAAAUAUAUAACAUCCUUCAUUCUGUAUAGUGUUCAGUAUUGUUAACAAUAAUCGUCAUCUUUGCUGAACUGUAAGAUUAACUAGAUUUCGGGAUCAUUUUAGAUAUUGUGAAGUUCUUUCAAACUAUCUUUAAUUUAAAGGAAACUUAAAUUUAGCUUAUAGAUCAAUUGAAACUCAAACAAAAGUUAUCAUCCGUGGUGAAGAAAUUAUAAAAUUUUAAUGUCUCAGUGAUUGGGAAAUUGGAUUUCUGACGUUUCACGGCUGUUUCUUCACAAACUAAAUGCAUACCAAAUAAACCAAUACAAAUUUAAAUAGUUCAUAAGGUGAAAAACAAUAUGUUUAGUUCAAUUAAAUUAAGUCGGAUCACUUUCAUGUCUUUGUGAUCAAAUGUGAUUCUUUACGAGAUAUACUUAUGUGUAUUCUAGUGAGUGUGAAAAAGUAUUAGGUUUGUAGUGUUGACGAGCGGAGUUGAGUAGUUGUGUGUUUAUUCAUCAGAAAUAUGUGAUUCGAUUUGGGUCAUAGACAAAUGAGCAAUAAUAGACCAUACAUAUGGUUUCAUCGAUAGUACCAUCCGACUACAUAUCUGGCUCAGAUAAGUAAAUGAUAAAAUUAUCGUUAUUAAAAAGGCUUUUGUAAGAAUAUUCUGCAGUGUUAAAUAUUAACUUAGCUUUAAUCAAACUUAUUUAAUGAAUGGAAAAUAAACUCAAUGAAGUACUAGUUCUAAACUAUUUGGUCGAAAGGGAUUCUAAUGCGAAUUUAACUCUGACCGUGUGCUGAAAACUGAAAAAUUCAAAUUGGCAUAUUGACUUUAACUCAAUGCACCCAUUCAGUUCACAAAUUUCACUGUUUGUAAAUUUAUUCAAAAGAGCAACCAAAAUUAUUACAUCGUAACAAGAGAAACAAAUCAAAGAGAAGAAUAUAGUUAGCAUUCUACAGUUUCGGAAUUUACUCAUGAAUAUUAUUUAAAAUGUACUAAAAUCUAAUGAUCUGUUGUUAAGUAAUGAGUCAAAUGUAAUAUCAUGAGUUGGUACUGUAGUUUUACUCUAUCGCCGCGAUACAACAGAACUGCAACAUAUCUUUAAACUACAAAGAAUUAAAGCUUUCUAUCAGAUGACAAACAUGCUUCAGAACGCUUUAAUUUAAAUAAACGAAAGAAUCCAUUACUCCUCGACACAUAAUUAUAUCUACAGAUUAGGAUUUUUAGAUUUUGAUGGUUCCUAUAUUAGAUGGUUAUGUUGUAGUGAGUUCUUUGGCAAAAUGUGAAGACCAUACGUUCAAUACUUCAUUUGCAAAUCCCCCAUCGAUUGUCUCAAAUUUCAUCGCUUUUUCAUUGCCAUAACAAUUACUAACUGUUCCCGUUUUCUUUUAUUCGAUCUUCCCAACUUGUUGCUGCCAGGCAUUUCACCUCUGAUUUGUGUUGUAUACUACUUAUGUCGACAUAAAUAGAAUACACCACAAUGUCGUAAAAGCGCGACUCACACCAAGGAAGAUUUAAGCUACACAAAAGACCUCUUAAUAAUCCUGUUGAACUUGUAAAUCUUCGAAUCAAAUCAGCAGUAUGAGUACAUUCAAUUCUGAACGCCCACCAAAUCGAUAUUAAUAAUUCAAAAACGCUUUUCCAACUGUAAAGGAAUGUGAGCGGCUGAAGCUCUUUAUAUAUUGCUGAACCCCACUGCAUACAAAAAAAACCAAAAAAUAACUAUCCAUCCAAUUUGUAUUAUUUAUCUAUAAAACCACAUAUUUAUUUCUGUUCACAUCUCACACCGCUAAAAAACAUACAAAUAUUCAACUCUGUUCGUAAACAGUACAAGUAUCAUACUUUUUCACACUCACUAAAAUACACGUAUGUGUGUCUCAUAAAAAAUCACGUUUGAUCGCACUUACAUGAAAACAAUCCGAUUUAUCUUGAUUGAACUAAAAAUAUUUUCAAGUGUUGUGAUGGUUCUUGAGUUUCAUUACAACCACAAACCCAUCAAUCAACCAUUGAAGACUUUGAAUUACUAGAUGGUCGUGUGAGACCGGAGGCUCUGGGUUCGCUUCCCGCUUGCGCAAUCGUUGAUGUAUAUAGCUAAGAAGCCCCGUGCUAGGAUGAAAUGACCGUCCAGUGAUUCCAGGUUUUAAAUGGUGGUCUAACAUUGAUCAAUUCUAGAUUUCAAUAAAUAUAUGCUGCUUGGUUCUUAUGUACUAUUUGAACUUGUAUUGGUUUAAUUUGUUAGUUAUUUAUUCUGUCAAGAAACGACUCAAAGUAAACCGCAAAUCUUUAGGAAUCUAAUUUCCCACUCAUUAGGAUAUUGCGAAUUUAUAUUUCAUUACUAACAAUCUACUCAAUGCUCGAUUUGUUUGGUAUGAUCAGGUCACACCUUGGCAAUAAUACAUACCAAUUAUUGUGGUUAGUUUGUUUAAGCUUAUAGGUUAGGCUUACUGUUUUAUAAUUUGGAAUUAAGUUUUCAAGAGGGAUUGGAUAACUCACAUAAUGUAACCAGUUGUUCGUUGAAUUUGCGUCCUAAUUACUGUUGUACCAAAUGCUUAAUCGUAAUUUUACUCAAUACAGAUGGUGUGUUUAGGCGAUGUGACUGUUGACUUCGGAAAUUAAGUAGAAAUAUUACAGUUGUUUAUAUAUUACAGACGAAGUAGCUGAGACGAAUGAUUUAAGCAAAUUUUCUAUAGGCGUUACUCCCUAAAUUAUUAUUGUAUUUUUGUAUAUAGUUACUUGGUUAUUCCACUGUGGAAUCGCUUGGUAGUUAAAACUUCGUUUCUUAAACUUGUAUAGAUAUAUAUUCCAUUCCAGGAGAAUUCACUAAGGGCCCUGAUUCCAACCUGACGAGCAGCUUACUUUUGGACCAGAACACCUCGGAAAGUAAAGAUUCUUCAUUUGUAUCGGAUUACACUAGCUUUAUACCAAUGAAACGUCGUUCCAGUAGUCCUGGCAGUGUAUAUACAGAUUCAAAAUCAAAACUUCGUUCAUCCGAACCAUUUGUAACAUUUAAUAAUACGAGUCCGGCUGAAGUUGAUGAAAAUUGUCAAUCGUCAAACACUUCUCAGUAUUCUAUGGAAGUAGAUGAUGCGGAUACUUGUAAUCAUAAUGGUUUAAAUGAAAAUCGUAGUUUAAAAGUAGUUUUAACUAAAUUGGAAGCAAAUUCAAACACAUCUUGUAUAAUUGAUGAUGACAAUGAGGGUGGUGAUGUUCUAAGUGUUCAACAAUCUGCUCCUCCUCUAUCAAAUAAAUAUAAUGAAGAAAAUCUGAAUUUUAUGCAUUACUUAUGGUCUGGGUGCGCAGAUCAAAAAUACAAUGCAUUGCCACAUUCUAUAACCACUCCUAAAGAACAGAAUGAGUUAUGUGAGCAAAUGGAAGGUUUGUUAAAUCGUUUACACAAUCCUUGUAUGAUUACGAUUGCUAGAUCUGUGUGUGAUGGUUAUACUCCUACUGAUCAAGUAUCUACCAUACAACUCGGUUUAUUACAAAUGCUUGAUCGUGUUUAUGGGGGUAAUUUGCUUUCAGUCACUUUAGAUUACGAAAAGUAAGUAAUUUUUUUCUUGAUUUCUCUUACAGUUUAUAAGUUGAUCAUUUUUGUCUGCAAUUAUUAUGUCGUCCCUUAUACAACUUAUCAAUAACUUAUUGACUAGAUUCUUUGAACAAAAUAUGACUUCAUACAAAUUCUUUAAACUCUUUAUAUCUCCAGAACAGUAAAACAAGAGAAUACAUUAACAAGAGGAAGAACAUGUGAGAAAGUAUCGACCUUCACUGAAGGAGCACGGAAAAGUGAAAUGAGGUGUGGAUGAAUUAAUUACUCGUGAUCUAAAAUAGAAAGGGAACUAAUUAUCACAUUUAUUUCACUUAAUAAUUUUAAGGUAUUCCACAUCACUACUCAUAGGAACAGCUAGUUUGGUUCCAUUGACACAGAUAUCAUUUAUUGAUCUUCAUGUGGAUACAGUUCGCAAAAAUACAUCAAUAUGUUGAUAGACAAAAAUAAUGUCAAAACUGAAAUAGAUGUGAUAUUGUCACAUUUCAUAGCUGUACAACUAGAGGAAGCCAGCUAAAAAAACGAAGGAACUAAAAUGAUUGUUCCCAUAGGAAUAUGAAAUUAAAAGUGGGAUAAUUUACAGUUAAAAAGAAACAGAAAAAAGGAGUUAGAGAAGUAUGAAGUAAUACUUCAUAUGAGAUUCGAAGAAAAAUAUUUUCAGUGUAACAGGCGAUUUUCAGUCGUAUAAUGUAAACUUCUUGAAUGUGAAUCAAAAUUAUACAAACUGAGAUCAAGAAGUACACAUCUCCACUUACAAACUGUUAUAGCUUGUCAGUCGAAUGCUGCCUGUGAUAUCUGGUCGUCGCUGAUUGUUGUGUCGGAAACGCUUAUCACUUAUACUCGGAACGAGGACCUCUGCGAUUCCCACGACGCGAAAGUAAGAACACAAAGUCUGGUAUAAGUGAAGAUUUAUUAACCCCAAAACACGACGACGACCCUAGUCGAAAAUACACUCAUUUAUAUAUUGAUUGUACACACACUUUGAUUAACAAUUAAGAUGAAACCACAUAUAUGAAAAAUACUUAGUUAUAAAAAAUCACAUACUGAGCAUAGUUCAUGUCAAUGGAAUACAAGAAUAUCGCAUAUUAUACAGAAUAAGAUGUCAUACGAGAAAAGAAAACAAAUAAUACAUUCAGUAAUCAUUACAUUGAAUCAAAACGGAAGUAAUGUUGAACAAAACUCAUAAUGAGUUAAUCAAUCGAAAAUUGACUUUUCUUUCCUUCUUAUCACCUUCCCUUCUUUUUCUUGAAGACUCUAUGUUGAGAUCCAUCUUUAAAUUUUAUGACUUCACAAACCGGAACAACAGUCAAGGACUAUGUCUAUCCAUACUUUAUCUUGAUAUAGUUUCAAAUGACAUCCUACAUAUUUUUACGCUGACAAGUAUAGUUCAGUAGGUUGAUUGAUGCCUAGAUAUGUGUUCCAUAUGUGUUAACCGUUCUAAUUUGCAAAAAUCUCACAAUCUCAUUAACGGAAUAUCUCUUACUUUAACCCAAUAUUGUAUACACAACUUCACUGCUGUUCCGUCGAUACUCGUAUUGUAAGCGAUAUGGAUGAAUGCACACAGUACUUAUACACAUCAAGUUAGUUAUUUGAAUAGAAAAAUAUUAACACUUACACGUGUCUUUCACUGACCUUUUUUGUAAAGGUAUUCACCAUCUUAACCGAUUAAUCACGAAGUACUGUUUCGCAUGAAUUAUCAUUCUCUAAAUUCUCCUCUUGAAAUAAAAACAAAAGAAACUUCUGUUGUAUGAGUAAUCACCAAUACAGAACAUUUAUAAUGGUGAUUUGGCUUUUAGCUGUUAUAUCUGUCUGAUUGAAUAACAUUUCAUUCGGUAUACCUCAGAAGAUUUAAAAAUCAAUUCAAUUUUCACUAUUUGAUUCAUCCGGAACAGUCGUAAUUGACUGAUAUAUUUACAUGUUGAAGAAAAUGGAGUUAAGUAUUAAAAAUUACGAUUUUGUUCUACUGAGUAUUGCUUUUUUCAGUCGCUUAUUUAGAGGAAUAAGCGCAAGCCACAAAAUGUUUUUUGGGCACAUUAAUUUAUUUGUAUUUAAAAUAUUCAUUUCGUAACUCUACUUUUCAGCUGUAUCAUUGUCCAGUUUGAUCUAUUUUCUCAUACUUAAGGGAUUUGUCUAUUUUAACGACAACGAAUUCUGUGCACUUCAUGUUGGAGAAGGUGGACUUUUUAGCGCCCCCAAAUGCCCUGGUACGACCGAGAGUGGGGAGAGUCCACUCUCCCUCUCGAAAUGCUCUCACACGGGCAUGCGUUUAUAGCCUCUGCCAAGGAAAUCCUGCUCAUUGCCUUCUCGUCGCGGGGGUGUUGUUUACGGAAUUGAGAGGACGAAAAGCGAAUGUCCGGAGCUUUAACCGGGUUGGCGGACAUGGAGAGUCCACCUAGUGGAGUUGGAAAACCGUAAUUCCAAACCCAUGGUACACAUGGCUCCAGUACUCUGAGGGAACAAGUGGCAUAUGAACCAAUCGUUGGUCACCAGCUACCAUGGGACUGAAUCUUCUUACGAUGCUCCACUGCCUUGUGGAUCAGACCUUUAGGUCGUAGGCUCCGGGUGUGGCUUCCUAAGAAAAUCACCUGCUUUGGUCUGGGCACCCGGGUAGUAUCACAGUUAUCAGUAAAAAUGCAUUUCUCAAAAAUACUACUAUUCUGAUACCAUAUAGGUCGUUUGGCUCAAAUUUGUGAAUUGUGGUAAUAACGAUGUCCAUUUGAGAAAUCUGAAGUCCAUUCAGUUCCAAAGUUGAUUUUGAUACAUACAACCAAUUAAAUUACAGUAUGUAAAAUAUUAUUGUUUGCUAGCCAGUAAUCUGCGCAUCUGUCUACUAAUUUUAAAUAAUUCAAUAGAGUUUGUGAUGUGACUUAAUUUAUUGCCGAAACUCCUAUAUUAGAAAGGCAUCAAGUUUUGAACUAUUUCUCAUUUUUGGAUUAUCAAUUUGUUUUCUAAGUUAGUAAAUAAAAGGUUCGAUGUUAACUUGGAAGUAUAUUUUAAUGAUGUUUAUUACAAUAAUUUUAGCUAGAAAUCUUUGCGUAUACUAAUAUUUAUAUACGUAUCUAGUGAUUCUUUUUUCUGCAUCGUUUCAGUGCUGAGAGUGACAUAGAAACACUGAAUACAAUGGGAUUUCAUAUCGUUACUCCAGAAGAAUUUCAAAUGGGUGGUCGUCGUAUAUCACCGAUGUCGUGCCUCGCAAGAUCUGAAGGCACAAGUGUUGCUUAUCGUACCGAACCCGGUCGAAAAGAAAUAGUUUGAUCUUAUUUUUCAAUCUGAACUGUCCUUCAGAGUUCCAUGAACAUUCGACAAACCUGAUAUUUUAAUGGUUUCAUUAUUUUCAAAUGAACUUAUUUGGAUUUCUUUGGACGAUUCACUCUAUAAAUUAAAUGUUCUUAUUUUGUUUGCUCCCAUGCAUGAAAUUGGACGUGGGUGAAAAUAGACAGUUCUCCAGAUUCUGAAAUAAAUGGGGAUGUCUGUUUCAAGGUUUUUUUCAUCAUGAUCUCAAUAUUAUCUAUACUCAUCCUACUUUAUUUCAUGUAACGUUCACCUGGUGCUGUAAUCUCUGAACGUGGCGUCAUUAAACAAAACGUUUCCGUCACUGAGACGAAUGGACUAAUGAUACUUUAUUAGCAGAGAAAAUAUUUUGUCACCCCCAGGACUACAAGUGACCUUUAGUUCUCAUGCUCUACGCUCAAUAUAAUGUCCAUAGGAAUUAUCUCUAUUCCAUAAGAGUAAUUCGAUAUUAUAUUGAUUUGGUCCAUAGUUGGACCGAAAUCCCCUAAAUUUUGUCAGAAUAGGGAGUAUGUACGGCUUCUUCACCUCACAUUACUUGUCGGCCAAUGAAACUUGAUUCUAUAGUGUUAUAUAUACUCCAAUGAUUAUGGAUGAGAUAGAAGCCUUGGCGUAAUGUGUUUUUAUGUGUAGUAGCAAUUGUUGGACGGUGCGUAUACGUAGUGC
This is a messenger RNA of Schistosoma haematobium, 13578 nucleotides long. RefSeq lists its product as uncharacterized. Lineage: Eukaryota; Metazoa; Platyhelminthes; Trematoda; Strigeidida; Schistosomatidae. The record is from RefSeq and is a predicted model, not a curated record. Bases 9005 to 9625 code for a protein of 206 amino acids. The transcript has 3 exons.